Messenger RNA from Rhizopus microsporus ATCC 52813, 258 nucleotides. RefSeq names its product small nuclear ribonucleoprotein-like protein E. Gene Ontology annotation, cellular component: U4/U6 x U5 tri-snRNP complex; U4 snRNP; precatalytic spliceosome. NCBI's taxonomy places the organism in Eukaryota, Fungi, Mucoromycota, Mucoromycetes, Mucorales, Rhizopodaceae. Bases 1 to 258 code for a protein of 85 amino acids. The transcript is spliced from 5 exons. The record is from RefSeq and is a predicted model, not a curated record. Gene Ontology annotation, molecular function: RNA binding. Gene Ontology annotation, biological process: mRNA splicing, via spliceosome; spliceosomal snRNP assembly.
AUGUCGUCCAAAGUUCAAAAGAUUAUGGUUCAACCCAUUAACCUUAUUUUUAGAUACCUGCAAAAUAAAUCAAGAGUACAGAUUUGGUUAUUUGAAAAGACUGAUUUGAGAAUUGAAGGACAAAUUAUUGGGUUUGAUGAAUUCAUGAAUUUGGUACUUGAAGCUGCUGAAGAAGUUGACGUAAAGAACCAAACUAGAGUCAAGAUUGGACGCAUUUUACUAAAGGGAGACAACAUUACACUGAUACAAGCAGCCUAA